Molecule: messenger RNA, 731 nt
Organism: Callorhinchus milii (elephant shark)
Lineage: Eukaryota; Metazoa; Chordata; Chondrichthyes; Chimaeriformes; Callorhinchidae
Gene: ubl3a
Product: ubiquitin-like 3a
Molecular function (GO): protein binding
Source: RefSeq, marked provisional
UUGCACUCUGCUGUCUUGAAGGAGUUGGGGAAUAAGCUGAGAGGCGAAGGACUUGUCUGGCUGAUCGAUAGACGGAUCCAGUUUAAAAGAUGUCCAGCAGUAUACCGGCAGACAUGAUUAACUUGCGGCUUAUCUUGGUGAGUGGAAAGACGAAAGAAUUUCUGUUCUCACCCAAUGAUUCAGCAGCAGAUAUUGCCAAGCACGUGUAUGAAAACUGGCCAAUGGAUUGGGAGGAUGAGUUGGUCAGCAGUCCAAGUAUUCUUAGACUUAUCUACCAAGGGCGAUUUCUCCAUGGAAACGUGACACUAGGAGCGCUAAAGCUUCCUCUUGGUAAAACUACUGUGAUGCAUUUGGUUGCAAGAGAGACAUUGCCAGAACCAAACUCCCAAGGUCAAAGGAACCGUGAAAAGACUGGAGAAAGUAAUUGUUGUGUGAUUCUGUAAAUACUUCCACUUAUUUCUGCUAACCGUGAUGUAAUAUAGUCCUUGUCUUUCAUGCUGCUGGUAUAGAAGAGAAGUAACGUUGCUUCAAGGAUCCUUUUAAAAAAAAUGAUUAUCAAUCAAAAUAAAAACUGGAGCAUUACUGUUUGUUUUAAAGCUAUUCUCCAUUGUACUGUUUACUUUAAUUGUGAUUUUCUUUCCCAUUAUUUUCUAUGGUAUGUAUUCUUUCUGCAGUUUCUGUAUUUAAUUCUAUUACCUAAAGACAGACAAAUUAAAGACUUUAUGCCACUG